AGAUCAUAUGCCUUCAUGAGCGGCAGCGUUGUCCGAGAUCUAGUCGCCAACAUGCAGCUCUUUGGCCGCGCCCAGGAGCUACACACUCUCGAGGUGACCGGCCAGGAGACGGUCGCCCCGAUCAAGGCUCAUGUAGCUUCGUUGGAGGGCAUCGCUCCAGAAGAUCAAGUCCUGCUCCUGGCUGGCACGCCCCUAGAGGAUGAGGCUACUCUGGGCCAGUGUGGCGUGGAGGCUCUGAGCACUCUGGAAGUAGCCGGCCGCAUGCUUGGAGGUAAAGUCCACGGUUCCCUGGCCCGUGCUGGGAAAGUGAGAGGUCAGACUCCCAAGGUGGCCAAGCAAGAGAAAAAGAAGAAUACCGAGAGGCGUAAGCAGUACAACCGGCGCUUUGUCAAUGUUGUGCCCACCUUUGGCAAGAAGAAGGGCCCUAAUGCUAACUCCCAAGUCCUCUGUAAUCUUGGCUUUCUCUAAUAAAGCCACUUAAC
Molecule: messenger RNA, 482 nt
Organism: Cervus elaphus (red deer)
Lineage: Eukaryota; Metazoa; Chordata; Mammalia; Artiodactyla; Cervidae
Product: putative ubiquitin-like protein FUBI-like protein ENSP00000310146
Biological process (GO): translation
Cellular component (GO): ribosome; cytosolic small ribosomal subunit
Molecular function (GO): structural constituent of ribosome; protein binding
Source: RefSeq, a predicted model, not a curated record